AUGGCUGUUCAAUUUCGUAAACGAAGAAAAAAUGCAUCGCCUGCUCGUCGUUCGCGGCCGCCGCGGCCCAAUUACAAACAUAUCCAUCGCUUCCCUCUCCCCGUUGAUGUCCAUCCUUUGCCGCCUCUGAUCCCUCAUAAUCCAUUGUCGAUUGUCAGCGUGCUGUUGUCCUAUUUGACAUACCUCAUUGCACCACCCAAACAGCAUGUCUACACGGCUUAUUUUGACUCUGCGACGUCAUCUGUCCAUGUCACGGACCCGAAGGCCAUCCGAGCUCUCUGGGAGAUGGGUUUCUUCGGCAAGGGUAAUCUUAGUCGGAGUGAACCGAGCUGGCUCGAGCGAGAGAAGAAGCGGCGCGGAUUGCUUGGUGGCACUACAAGUGAGGAGGUCACCCGGCAGCGCCGGACAGAACGUCGCGAAUUGAAGAUGGAUCGAGCUCGCAUGGAGAAGCUGGCCAUCCAAGAACGACUGAAGGCCGAAGCAGCCGCCCGGCAAGGCGACAAUUUGUCUGUCGAGCAGCCCUCUCAAUCGGCAUCCGCAGACACAUCGGCAGAGAAGUUCUCACUGAGAAAAGCCAAAGAAGCGAGGCUGUUGGACUCGCAGCGCUCAAUCACACAGAAUGGCGAAGCGCGCCCUCCCAACACACCCGGAGAGCAAAUCUCCAAUGGUAGCGGCAAAACCGUUCGAUUUUCCCCGGUUGUGCAAGCUAAGGAGUUCAUAUCCGACUCGGCUAUCCUGCAGCUUCCGGAGGUGAUAGCAGAGGAAGACAAGGCUGGCAAUGCAGAAGAGGAGCCCGUCUUGCAGAACGAAGAGCAUCUUCACCUGUCGAACGAGGAGGCCUUCUUUCUCGCCUAUGGACUUGGUGCACUGACGAUCCUGGACGACACACGCGAAGCCGUCAUGACGACCUCGGCUUUACUCCCCCUAUUCUGCCAGCAUGCCGACUUCCCACCCCGUGAUUCGUCCUCGGAGAUGAAGCCCGACGAUACUUUCCUGAUCUCUUACGUCGUGUACCACCAUUUCCGGUCUCUGGGGUGGGUGGUGCGAUCCGGUGUGAAGUUCGGGAUUGAUUAUCUUCUCUACAACCGUGGCCCGGUCUUCUCACAUGCCGAGUUUGCGGUCGUCGUCGUUCCUUCCUACGUUGACUCGUACUGGUCAGAGACUGAGGAGCGCCGGAAGCACUGCGAAAAGCAAGUGUCCCGCAGCUGGUGGUGGCUGCAUUGCGUCAACCGUGUUCAAGCCCAAGUGAAGAAGAGCUUGGUGGUUUGCUAUGUGGAAGUGCCACCGCCGGCUUCGUACGAUCUGGACGAACCAUCAGAGACUGAUAUUGGGAGACUGCUUGCUCGGUACCAAGUUCGAGAGAUGGUGGAAGAUAGCAUCGAUAUCGCGAGGCUGCAGCGCGUCGCGUUGGGCCAGAAAAUCUCCGAACCUGUGUCAACGACUUCGUCAUCCAACCGCCCCAGCAGCCGCGCGGCGACUCAGCUGGGUAAGAUGGGCUCCACAGAAACGCUCCCGUCGGAUACCCAGUUGAUCUCCCAGCGGGUGUACGAUGAGAUCAUUCGCAAAAACCAGGAAGAAGGUCCUGUCGUGAACCACGACAGUAAUUUUGGGGAUCAAGCUACACUUAUGACCCUGCAUGAAGGGGACAGCGGCCAUCUCGACCUAUUGGCGGGUUACGACCACGUUAAUGCAGAACUGGUCAACAUUGAUGAUAAUGAUGACCGGAGCAGCUCCAAACUAGGGGAGUCAUCGCCUGCGCAUUAUCAGUCAAAUUUGUUUCCCGAAUCGCAGCGAUUCGUGAUGAAGACACCUGCGACUGCUGUGAAGCGAGCUCAUUCAGACGGCCUUGCUACCAUUUCGCCCACUGUCUCACGGAACCCUCUUGCGACAGAGAUUGGGUCGAGUGGUGGGAUCAUGGCUUUAAGCCAAGUGUUCAGGGCUACCCAGGCACCUUCCUCCCCGCUAGUCAAUCGCCAGCAAUAUUCUGAUCUUGUAUCGGACCGGCCCUCGCCCAACAUCCCGAUUCAGAAACACCCUCUCGCCGCAAAUCUGUCGUCCCCUUACGAUCGAAUGGCAGUAACCUUCCCGCGGGACUCUUCAGCGCACAAGCUCAAGUAUAUCUCUAUGCAGGAAUCUCAGGCGAAUCGUGAAAAACUGUUGAAUGAGAGGAUGACUCGUUCGGCGGAUCCUGUGUUCCCCGGUGACCCAAGCGAUGACGACUUUGGCAAGGAGCCUAGCUUUGUCGAACGCAUGAGGCGGCACCGCACGAUAGACGAGGAGAUAGCACCCCAGCUUGCAGGUCUUACGGCACCUGCAAGGUCGGAGGAGAACGAUAGUGAGCAGAGGGCAGCUGCAGAGUCCACUGUUCCGCAGCGGAGUGGUUCGAGCGAAGAAGAGACUGAACAAGAGCAAGAAGACAAUAGGGGUCAGUCCAUCUCACCAUCCACGGAGCAUAUUCCUGCGAGAGAGGAAGACAAAGAAAACUGUCUUGAUCUAGCAGCAACGCCUGUUGCCGCCACCACUAGCGCACAUGAUCGUCUUUCGCAGGCCCUCGCCUUUGAUGGUAGUACUUCACCGGCUCAUGGAAGCCCGGAAAAGCAACAGCUUCAGCCACACCUAGCUCACAACAUCGCUCAUUUGGACGAGCCCUAUGAGCAUGGCAGCUCGUCACAGAUAUCAAUCGUCAGAGAUUCUCAGCGCUCUCCUAGGCAGAGGGAAGCCGACGCAGAAGUCGAGACGAACCGCAGCCGAAGAACAUCACAUUGUCCGGACUCUCAGGUUCAGAUCGAUCCUACGUCGGACAUUGACAGGAUCAUGUCCUCGCCCACAAAGCAAGUCCGCAUGCAAUCUUCCCCGCCCGCGGAAUCGCGUCGUCUUGGACUGUCUUUUGAACUGGGUGAAGUCCAGGACAUGAAUGUUGACGAAUCGAUAUCCGGCGGGCCCCAGCGCUCUCCCACACCGAAAGCCACGCAGGCUCUAGAGGGCAGCUUACUAGAUUCGAGUAAUACAGUGUCUCAGCAGCCUAGAGUUGUAGGUGACAAGCCUUCAACCUUUGAUUUCCGGGGUAAAUCAUCAUCGAUGCCCUCUCGCGUGGCUGAAACACCAGUUCCCCCUAUGGACUUUGCGGAUGCGGUGCCAACGACUAGCAUUCCGGAGACUAGUCCCAACCGACUGGGAAACCAAGGAUGGCCCAAUGACAUGAACAAUAACGAGACAGCGGAUCAGGAAGACGAUGAUCUGCCGCCGGUUUAUCAGGCCGCGCAUGAAAGGGCAUCGCAUUCGCAUCGGGUCGUCUUAAAUAGCUCCUCGCCUCUGAAACCAUCCUUGACCUCAAUUUCGAAGCUUCUAUCAAGCCCGAGUGGGAGGCAACGGAGGGCACUUACGGAGAUUGCUGCUGAUGCCUCACCGAAAGGAGGGACUGGAGCUUUCAACCCAGACAUUGAUAUUAUGUCAGCCGAGGACUGGGAGUUCAAAGCUGCAGUUGCCAGGCAUCAAGACUCGCCGAAGAAGAAACGCCGAGGCAACGACGGACAGGGUGUCAUUGCUUCUGAUCCUAUUCUUCCAGGGACUCCUCGUCUUACCAGUCGUGUUGUACCUCCCCAAGCUGUUUCCCAAGAUCUUGUUGAACCUGCGACGACGAGAACUGUGACUGAGGUGCAGAUGGACAUGCAGCCGGACGCACAGCAGGGAAAUUUGCAGAGCAAAGCAGCGAAGGCUUACCAGAGACGCUCUAGACCUCCUCGGAGCGCGGACAGUGUGUGGGAUAUGGACGAUUCUCCUCCGCGAACCUUCGUUCCGCGCAAACACAAGUCACGAUUGCUGUCUCGUCCACGACUGUUGAAUCGACAAAGGUCUGUAGAGACUGAGCGAGGCGGAUCAUCGAGCAAGGAGCGGUCGGGAAUUGCGCAGCAACGCCAAGCAAUCAGCCCUGUGCCUGAGGAACCACGCAGCGAUAUCACCAUUCAAGAUCCGAUAGAGACGUCGGCCACGGGCAGUCCUGCCACGGAUAAUAAAGUCCCAGUCGCAGCAAACCAGGUCUUCGCUCCCUGGUGUGGAACAAAGCGUGCGUACUAUCCGGCAACGUGUUUUGGCAAGCCAUUCGGAACGUCGCAGUCUCGGUAUCGGGUAAAGUUCGAAGACAGUGCACCCGUGGACAUUUCAAUGGGAGCUGUCAAGAGAUUGGAACUCCGUCCCGGCGAUGCCGUCAAAGUGGACAUGCCGAACGUGCCCAAGGUCACGCAUGUUAUUCGGAGCUUUGUCCGCAAGCUGAGCAUAGACGAGAUUGAACAGGGCGCCGCGAACGGGGUGAUUCCCAUGACGGAUAUCUAUGGCUAUUCAGCUGUGAUGGUAGGCCCCAAGCAGCGCAAGAGUCUUCCUAAUGCCGGCUUGGCCGUCACUGAGAGCCUCAUUGAAGUGCCAAUCUCCAAGAUCUACCUCGACACAAUUUUGUGGAACCAACUCAAAGAUCGCGCCUUCACCUAUAUCUCCGAACCAGUGUUUCUUGAGCGCGGCGCUCCAACACCAUCGGAGAGACUUUCCACGCCUAUCUCCUCUCCUGGCGCGCGCCUGUCACGCAGCAUCCGCUUCUCAAAUGGUUUGUUCGCCGGAAUGGUAUUUGCCGUCUCUUUUGGCGACAACAACGAGGCCAAAGCUCGCGUGGUAAAAAUGAUACUAGAAAACGACGGGCGCAUCUUAGAAGAUGGAUUCAACGAGCUUUUCGAUCUGCCGCUGAACGCCCCCGUCGCCACUCCCACCAAGCAGCCACCCACGGAAUCGAACACACAGCAUGACCUCCUCCAGCUCAGCAGCAGCUCCGCGGACGUAGGCUUUGCCUGCUUGAUCGCAGACAGACAUUCUCGCCGAUCAAAGUACAUGCAGGCUCUAGCGCUUAACCUCCCAUGUCUCUCAGACCGCUGGAUUGAAGACUGCGUCGCGCGAGGCCGGGUCAUCGACUGGGAGAUAUACCUCCUCCCCGCCGGAGAAUCCACAUACCUCAACGGAGCCACCAAGUCACGAAUCCUAACGCCGUACCCGGCCACCGAGGCACGACUCUCGGAGACCAUCGCCGGAAGACCUAAUCUCCUGAACGGGCAGUCCGUUCUCCUAGUCACAGGUCGCAGUGGCCGCAGCGACGAGGAGCGACGCAAGGCCUACCUAUUCCUGACCUAUGCUCUCGGGGCGUCGCGGAUCGAGCGUGUCUCAGACUUGAAGUCUGCUCGAGCCAUCCUGAACGCACAGACUGAGGACGGGCCCGUCCGCAAGCGCAGCUGGGAUUGGAUCUACAUCGAUGACGAUGACAAACCAUCUGCGAGAGCGAUGGCCCUGAGCUCGGCGGGAGUGUCUGGCGCUGGCUCUAACUCGCGCAAACGGAAGCGGACCAAGCUCGUGGAGUCGGUAACCGGCGACGAUCUUGGGUUGAGCACGAAUGUCAGGAUUGUGGGGAAUGAGUUCGUCUGCCAGAGCUUGAUUCUGGGUCGAUUGUUCGACCAGUGA
Molecule: messenger RNA, 5493 nt
Organism: Aspergillus aculeatus ATCC 16872
Lineage: Eukaryota; Fungi; Ascomycota; Eurotiomycetes; Eurotiales; Aspergillaceae
Exons: 7
Coding region: 1-5493 (1830 amino acids)
Biological process (GO): tRNA-type intron splice site recognition and cleavage; tRNA splicing, via endonucleolytic cleavage and ligation
Cellular component (GO): tRNA-intron endonuclease complex
Molecular function (GO): tRNA-intron lyase activity; nucleic acid binding
Source: RefSeq, a predicted model, not a curated record